AUGCAUUCGACUUUGCAAGCGGAACUGAGGUUCACAAAGAUCCUUGGGUCCACUUGUCGACAUUCCGCCCGACGCCAAUCCAGCAAAACCCGCUCCUUCCAUACUAUAACUCGACUUCGCGCUUCUCAAGAGCCUCCAAAUAAUGCCAGCUCGAUCAGUGGCCGUAACCUCGGCGACGACUCAAACAGUCAUGAAUCUCGUACGGAGAUAGCAAAAGAACAGGCCAGAUUGGAAGAAAAGAAGACCUAUCCUACCCAGCAACAAUCAACGCCUGGCGAACCACCUCCCUCCGAAAAUGCGGAUCAGACACAUAAUCAGGGCUUCUAUGGCUCUUCUACGAGGAGACGACUACGGAGCCGCAUGAUGAAGGAUAUAGAGCCAGAAUAUCAAGCACCAGAAUGGUUCGUGGACAACAACAUUGUUCGCUAUGGAGAAAAAAGAUUAGCUACAGAAACACCUUCGAGGAUUCAAGUGAUGAAUGCAGAUUGGGAAGCCGGCGAUUUGUCAGAUCCAAUCGCUCCUCCAGCUCCAAUUGCACCCCCUUCGCGACCGCCAGAUGAGGAAAGGAGCGACGCAGGCCCCGACCACAUAAUGAGUAAGGAAGAUGUGGAAAAGCUUUUUGCAGAAAGGCAAGAGGCCGCUCGUAGAAAGGUCGAAGCUGUCAAGGCAGAAUUGAGCGAUAAAACGGCCAAAAGAUACUAUGUGGUCCGACAACAAUAUGAGGAGGUGGAACUGACCGCGAGAGGUCUGAUGCAAAGGACUCUGAAACGCAAUCAUCAAGGCGAAAUGGAGUCGUUUCGAGAGCAUCUCCUCUUACAAUAUGCUGGCAAAAAUGGCGAUAUAUUAUUAGACCAUAUCGUCCAAGACUUGGCUCUCAAUCUAGGUUGUGAUCUCAUGAUCCUAGAUGCUCAGGACAUUGCCGAUCUGAUCUACACUUCAUAUCAACAAUCUCGUGUGGCAAAGGCAGGCCGUAUGCUGAGUUAUGAUGUCUUCACAGAUGCCUUUUCCGAGUCUUCCAACCCUGGUGCGACACAACAAACUCGAGAGGAGGAAAUAGACGAUGAUGACAUUGCGGAUGAUUUUGAUGGACCGACCCCUGGAACUCCAAUGGGUAUGCCAAUGAUCGUUGGGAAACCCAUUACAAUCGACCUGAAGAACCUUUUUGGACUCCCUGGACGUCCAAAUCGGUCAGCCAUGCCAGUGUCGCCUGCCAAAGCAUUUUCCGACAUAUUGAACUGGAAUUCCGGCGCCAAAGCUCGGGAGACGCCUCGUCUCUUUGCUGGAAUUGUUGAUAGUCUCCUAUCGAGACUUUCGGAUCGGCGGGGUCUGGUGAGGUCAACUGAGGAAACACAAUCCAACGCCCGGUGGCGGCCACAUGACAGGGAAGUCGAGAGGCCAAAGGAUGCUUCGAUUAUACAUAUCAAGAAUCUUGAAUCAAUCCAAGAUGUCAAUAUCGGCCACCAAUUCCUCCAAGAGCUCUAUCGACAAAUUUCGAGACGAAGGAACUCAGGCGAAUGCAUUCUACUCAUCGGUACGGACUCUGCUCGCGAUGACCAUGGACCGUUCACCAAAGAACGCAUUAAUGACACUCAAACGGGGGAGCGAGAUGAGAUCUCCCAAAACAUCGUCAUUACUCCGGUGUUGCCAAAUACAGUUUCUAAGCUUGCGCUUCUCAAUGAUCGAAAACAACGAAUUGCGACAAUCAAUAUGAGGCAUCUCUGGGAAACAUUGCGAUAUCGAAACCCAUCCGUGUUGUCACAACUGGAGCCUGGAUUCUGGCAUCGUGAUUUCUUCGAUGACAUCUGCCAACAUGAUAAAUCAUGUCUAGAAGAACAAAUCUGGAGCUAUUCAUAUGUGCAACGAGUGGCAACAUACAUUGCUGGCUUUUGGAGCAGGGAAGGGAAUACUCACGACCGGGACUUACGGAACGAAUCGGACUCUCCUGGACCUCUUGAUAAGGUCUUACAUUACCCCAUCAUCACGGUUGCCACCCACCGACUGAAAGAAAGCGACGAGAGUAAGAUACAAUGGGCAGAAAAGCAGACAAAAGAAACCAAGGUCGAAAUUCCAGAACGACGCAAAUCCAAGGAUGACCCUCGACUGGCCUCAAUACGUGCUUCUGCCUCCAACUACGAAAAACGGUUAAUGGGCGGAAUCAUUGAAGCAAAAAAUAUUGCCACGACCUUCAACGAUGUCCAUAUGCCUGUGGAGACGAUUGACACUCUUCAGACUCUGACCACACUCUCCCUCAUCAGACCUGAUGCUUUCAAAUACGGUGUCUUAGCCUCAGACAAGAUCCCGGGUCUCUUACUCUACGGCCCACCAGGUACUGGUAAGACUCUUGCGGCGAAAGCCGUCGCCAAAGAAUCCGGCGCUACCAUGCUUGAAGUGAGCGCCGCAGACAUCAAUGACAUGUAUGUUGGUGAAGGCGAAAAGAACGUCAAAGCACUAUUCAGUCUGGCCAAGAAGCUUUCUCCAUGCGUUGUCUUCCUCGACGAAGCAGACGCCAUGUUUAGUGCACGCAGCAAUUCAGGCCGCCGCGUCAGCCACCGCGAACUGCUCAACCAGUUCCUAAAAGAAUGGGACGGCAUGAGUAACGACUCCGGCAGCGCUUUCAUCAUGGUCGCCACAAAUAGACCCAUGGAUCUCGACGACGCCGUCCUCCGCCGCUUACCACGCCGCCUACUCGUCGACCUUCCCACAGAACCUGACAGAUUAGAGAUCCUCAAAAUCCACCUCCGCCAUGAACGGCUCGCCGACGACGUCGAUUUAGCACUCCUCGCCAAAAAGACCCCCUUCUAUUCGGGAUCUGAUUUGAAAAACAUCUCUGUCGCAGCCGCAUUGAAUUGCGUGCGUGAAGAAAACGAACUUGCAAAACAACACAAGGGAGACGAACCGUAUAAGCACCCGGACCGGAGAACUUUGGGGUGGAGACACUUUGAAAAGGCCCUCGAGGAGAUUUCUGCAAGUAUAUCUGAGGACAUGAGUUCGUUGAAGGACAUCAAGAAAUUCGAUGAGCAGUUUGGCGACAAAAAGGGAAAGGCAAAGAAGACGCCGAAACUGGGAUUUCCGACUGCGCAGCAGGAAGAUGGAAAGGGUAGAGAUACAAUCAAGGUCAGGGAGUAG
Messenger RNA from Rhinocladiella mackenziei CBS 650.93, 3126 nucleotides. RefSeq lists its product as uncharacterized. Lineage: Eukaryota; Fungi; Ascomycota; Eurotiomycetes; Chaetothyriales; Herpotrichiellaceae. Gene Ontology annotation, cellular component: mitochondrial outer membrane. Bases 1 to 3126 code for a protein of 1041 amino acids. The transcript has a single exon. Gene Ontology annotation, molecular function: ATP hydrolysis activity; ATP binding. The record is from RefSeq and is a predicted model, not a curated record.